Molecule: messenger RNA, 2410 nt
Organism: Plectropomus leopardus (leopard coralgrouper)
Lineage: Eukaryota; Metazoa; Chordata; Actinopteri; Perciformes; Serranidae
Gene: stx5a
Product: syntaxin 5A
Biological process (GO): vesicle fusion; endoplasmic reticulum to Golgi vesicle-mediated transport; intracellular protein transport
Cellular component (GO): Golgi membrane; SNARE complex; endomembrane system
Molecular function (GO): SNARE binding; SNAP receptor activity
Source: RefSeq, a predicted model, not a curated record
CGACCCGGAUCGGAACUUUAACUCGCUGAUUAGUUUCUACCAGAAACAUCGAGGGCUCCCGAAAUAUGAUGUAAUAUCGAUUUAAACAUGUGUGUACAUAGGUUUAUGAAAGAUACCCCACCUUGGCUGUGAGUUUGUCCGCACACCGGGAGGUCUACAUAUUUACCGAUCACACCGAGCACCCAGGAUCAGGACCCGGCAGUCCCAGGUGGUUUGUGGUCUACAGCGGGCUGGUGAGCCUCUACCGGCGGCAGGAUGACGUGCCGUGACCGGACACUCGAGUUCCAGUCAGCCUGUAAAUCUCUCCAGGGCAGACCGAAUGGAGUUCAGCCCAGUAAACCAACUCUCAGCGCCCUCAGGCAGCGCAGUGACUUUACAGUUAUGGCCAAGAGAAUUGGAAAAGACUUGAGCAAUACAUUUGCCAAAUUGGAAAAGCUCACUAUUUUGGCAAAAAGAAAAUCUUUAUUCGACGACAAGGCGGUGGAGAUCGAGGAGCUAACGUACAUCAUUAAACAAGACAUCAACAGUCUAAACAAACAGAUAGCACAGCUGCAGGACUUGGUGAGGUCCCGCGGAGCUCCGGGUGGCCGACACAUCCAGUCCCACUCCAACACUAUCGUGGUGUCACUACAGUCCAAACUGGCUUCAAUGUCCAAUGACUUUAAAUCAGUCCUAGAAGUCAGAACGGAGAACCUGAAGCAGCAGCGCAGCAGGAGAGAGCAGUUCUCCCAGCCCCCUGUCUCUUCUUCUCCUUUAAUGGCCAACAACUUCAGGAGCCGAAAAAAAGGGGCCCAGGAGCCGCAUGCAGCUCGCGAGCCGCGCAAUGGUUACCAGGGCAAUACAACCUCAAAUUUAAAAGAGAGCUCGGUCCUGAUGCAGGAUGAGUCCAGGAGUAUGGGGGAUGUAGCCAUCGAUAUGGACUCUCAAACCAAUCCUUUGCAACUCCAGCUUAUUGAUGAGCAGGACUCAUACAUCCAGAGCCGUGCAGACACCAUGCAGAACAUCGAGAGCACCAUCGUGGAACUGGGCUCUAUAUUCCAGCAGCUUGCACACAUGGUCAAGGAGCAAGAGGAGACCAUCCAGAGGAUUGACGCUAACGUGGAGGACACCCAGCUGAAUGUUGAGGCCGCCCACACAGAGAUCCUCAAAUACUUCCAGUCGGUCUCCUCCAACCGCUGGCUGAUGAUCAAGAUCUUUCUCGUCCUCGUUGUCUUCUUCAUCAUCUUUGUUGUCUUCUUCGCUUAAAGAAAAGAGGAGGGCAGAAGCACAUCGAAUGAGGUGAAGUAAAGUAAGCUAAAACUGAACUGAGACGACACGUCCAGUGAGGUAUUUGAAGGACGGACUUCUCUAUCAGAGGGACACUUUGACGGAGGCUUGGGAGCUGCGCAGAUUAAUAAAGACUUUUCCAUUCAUACAGACUUUCCAGUUGUUCCCAAGCCACAGACUCCUGAUCUUAAUUCUACAAUUCAGUGAAGAAUGAAGAUGUCGAACUCUGUCCAAAUGAAAGAAUAAAUUAUCUAAAAUCCCAACUUUGUAUAGAAAGCGAGCAAAAAACUGCUCGAUAUUGUACUUUGACCAAUUAUACAUAAACAUUUAAUCAAAAUGGCUAUAAUUUAAUGGUUUGAUUCUGCAAACUGUCUUUUUAAUUUUCUUCUUUACCCCAUGUCUGACAUUAUUGUUAUUAUUUCAAAGCCAAACAACAGAACUGGAGUUUAUUCUCAGAUAAUUUUGCUUGAUAGUUUACUUGCAUUUUUGAAGAGCAUGACUGUUUCCCUUGUUUAUCAACAAUUCUUCACUUUUUUUUUUUUUUUUUAUUCUGUCAUAUUGUGUUACGCUUUCAAAGUUUAUUUGCCAAAUGGGUACUCAAACAGAACUGUGACAGUGUGAAGAUACUCACUGUGGUCCAGCAUUUUGUGUCCUGCAGGCACAAGAAGUUUCAGACAGUUGAAGGGACUUUUGCUGGUGCAAUUUAGACACAAAUUGUGACGAAAAGUUAUACAAAAUUACUGUUUGAAAUGAAACUGUUUGGUUGCCAGCCAUUAGGUUUGAAUGGUUAAAUAAGUGUAAACCUUGCACAUUCAGUGGUGCAGAGAGACUUCAGUACGAGCUAAGAAUCUGAAUAUGAUUCCAGUAACAUGAUAUCAGUGCUUAUGAAGGGGUUAAACUGGUUGUGAACCCAUGACGCAAUCAGCCAGAUUCCCUGAAGUGUCUGGUUGGACGUCACUGUUGUAGUUUCUCCCUCUCAUAAUCUAACGGAUGCUUUUUAAGAAGAAAAGAAACCACCGUUCUUCUAUAUUUUUCCCUGUCUGUUCUUUUUUAGCCAAAUGCCUUGACUUCAGUGUAUAAAGUGCAAAUAGUGAUAAUGAUAUAAGAAAGUGCAUAUUAAUAAAAUGAUAAUGGGGUGCUGGCA